Messenger RNA from Setaria italica (foxtail millet), 1755 nucleotides. Its product is annotated as tRNA (guanosine(18)-2'-O)-methyltransferase. The transcript has 6 exons. NCBI's taxonomy places the organism in Eukaryota, Viridiplantae, Streptophyta, Magnoliopsida, Poales, Poaceae. Gene Ontology annotation, biological process: tRNA guanine ribose methylation. Gene Ontology annotation, molecular function: RNA binding. Bases 91 to 1155 code for a protein of 354 amino acids. The record is from RefSeq and is a predicted model, not a curated record.
UCGCUUCGGCUCCGACAAGCUCAGCGCCUUCCCACGAAUCUGAAACCCCAAAGCCCCAGCCCAAAACCUUCAGACGAGCGCAGCGCAGCAAUGGCGACCAGGACGCUAUCCGUCUCCUCGCUCGCGUCCACCGCCUUCGCCUCCUUCCCGCGGCCCCGCAGAGCCCCAACGGCUCCUCCCCUCCCCCGCCUCCUCGGCCCUCGCGCCCGCGCCUCCCCUCUCUCCACCUCCUCCUCCUCCGCCGCCGCCGAUGACGAGGACGGCGUCGACACCGUCGAGCAGCUCCUCCACCCUCGCCCCCCGUCCGCCUCCGCCCCCGGCGCCCCGCGUGGCCGGACCGACCGCCUCAUGAAGCUGCAGCGCCGGGCCGACGACGACGCGGUUCCCGGGCCGGCGGGGCCCGGGGGGCGGAGGAGGUGGUUCCCUUACCUGGACGCGUUCCGCCCCGCGGUGGGGGGCGCCGAGCUGUCCAGCCGGGAGGUGGUGGAGGUGCUGGAGCCAUACAUCCUCGAGCCGCGGAGGGACCGGAUCCGGCACGCCGUCGACAACCGGAGCUACGCUGUUUGUCUCGUGGUGGAGGGCCUCUCCGACUUCGGCAACGUCUCGGCCGCGUUCCGCUCAGCCGACGCGCUCGGCGUGCAGUCCGUGCACGUCAUCUCCUGCGACAGCAGCAAAAGGUAUAGAGACAACAGGCAUGUCAGCAUGGGUGCUGAAAAAUGGCUUGACAUAGAGAUAUGGAACUCUCCUGCAGAAUGUUUCAGUGCAUUAAAAAAGCGUGGUUAUCGCAUUGCAACCACUUGUUUGGGAACUGAUUCGGUUUGUGUGUAUGACAUGGAUUGGUCUCAACCAACGGCUAUUGUUGUGGGCAAUGAGCUAAGGGGUAUAAGUGACGAUGCUCUAGAGUUGUCUGACUUGCACUGUAGUGUUCCUAUGAAAGGCAUGGUGGAUUCAUUUAAUGUAUCUGUUGCAGCUGGAAUCCUGAUGCACCAUGCUGUUUGUGAUAGAUUUUCCCGCCUUGGUCAUCACGGUGAUCUGUUACCAGAAGAAAAUAGAAUAUUGCUUGCUGAAUUCUAUAUGCGACAUAGGGAAAGCACAGCUACCAUAGUUCAUGAAUAUGCUAAAAGGAAGGCGGAAAAUUUUAUGGCCAGACUUUGAGAACAUCUUGACGCAGACUUAUGGCGUAGCGCAGGUGAUCAAGCUGGGUGAUUUGUUUGGCAAUCAGAUGUUGGCUUAUCCUGUGCGUUUUUCUAACAACAAACCAGCUGUAAUCAGAACUACGAUUUUCUGAACUUUGUCUGAAGCUAUUUUUCUUGGAGAGCACCGUUGGGCUACUUGGUCUUCGAGAGAUUCAAGACGACGAUUCCCACAGGAUUGCGGGCAAGAAUAUGACCCAAACCCAACCAUUGUGCAGACUGUUGACAGUUACGCACACGGUUUUCGAGUGACGUUGAUUUUUCUCCCAAAAUAGACGUUAACUGUGCUUGUAUAUGUUAGGAUCAAGCUCGAUACCUUUCCACUCGGAAUCCUUAAGGAAUGUUGGAAAUGCACCAUUUUCAACUGACGGUUAGGACUGGAACCCGGUAUAAACUUCUUGAGAGUUGAUACUUGAUAAGGUAGUAAGACGAAGGUGCAGUGUAAAAGAACUUAACUUUGUUUCCGCGAGGAUGGUGCAUUCGUAACGCAAAGCAAUGCAACUUGCGAGUACUGUGCCAUGCCUGCAACUGGUUACGGUGGAAUGCGUCUUCAAUUUCGCCA